This is a messenger RNA of Aedes aegypti (yellow fever mosquito), 689 nucleotides long. Its product is annotated as mantle protein-like. The record is from RefSeq and is a predicted model, not a curated record. The transcript is spliced from 2 exons. The coding region runs from base 130 to 639 and encodes 169 amino acids. NCBI's taxonomy places the organism in Eukaryota, Metazoa, Arthropoda, Insecta, Diptera, Culicidae.
AUUUGGCAGUGCAUUAUAAAAUACUCACCUGUCCGACGGCAAGACAUCAUUCGCAGAUCACCAUCUCGACGGACGAGUUCAGUUCGCCAGCGACUGGAGCGCAGUUCAUUUAAAUAAGGCAUCUCAAACAUGAAGGCGUUCGUUGUGUUAUCCAUGGCUUUGGCCAUUGCAUCCUGUACGGUAGUCGAUAGUUCCUCCAAGAAAGAUAAACGUGGACUGUUUGACGGGGGACACGGAGGCUCUUACGAUUUCGGUGGUCAUGCAGAGCAGGAAGUUAAGCACGUGACCACUAUCACUCAGAAGGUUCCAGUUCCCUAUCCGGUCGAGGUCGAAAAGAAAGUCCCGCUUGAGGUGAAGGUCCCUUUCAAAGUCGAAAUCGAGAAAAAGGUCCCCGUCGUGGUGGAGAAGAAAGUCCCAAUCUACGUGGAGAAGAAGAUCCCAGUCCACGUUGACCGUCCCGUGCCAUACAAAGUGGAAGUGAAAGUUCCAGUUGUCGAGAAGGAAUACAUCGAAGUGCCUCAACCAUACAAAGUUUAUGUUGAGAAGAAAGUUCCAGUGUACGUCCCGAAACCAGUGUACAUCGAAAAGCCUUUGCCGGUGACUUUACUCGUCAAGAAGACGUACAAGAAGGGAUGGUGAAUGAUCGUUCUUUAGUUGAUAAGUCUGAGGAUGUUAGGAGAAUAAAGUAU